AAAAACCAUAGUUGUAAUAAUUUUUUUAAAAAAAUUGAAAAUAAUUAAACAGACAAGAAUAAUAAUAGUAUUAAUAAUAAUAAUGAUAAUGAUAGUGAUAAUGAAUCUUAUUAUUAUAAUAAUUUUAAUCUUUCUGUUGGAUUUUUCGAUGUUAAAAAUGGAAGAUUA
This is a messenger RNA of Ichthyophthirius multifiliis, 168 nucleotides long. RefSeq lists its product as hypothetical. The record is from RefSeq and is a predicted model, not a curated record. The annotation marks the transcript as partial. NCBI's taxonomy places the organism in Eukaryota, Ciliophora, Oligohymenophorea, Hymenostomatida. The transcript has a single exon.